AAUGUUUUGCUACAAGUUUCCUUGCGGGGAUUUCCAAACCCUAACAAAAAUGACUGAAACCGGCAUUACUUUCGAUCCACCGGUGUACGAGCAGAGAUACUGCGCCGCCAUCCAGAUCCUGGAGGACUCCCGCUGGUCCAAUCAGAUUAAGAAGGUGGUUGAGUUUGGCUGUGCCGAGAUGCGCUUUUUCCAGCUUAUGCGUCGCAUAGAAAAAAUAGAAAAUAUUUUACUGGUGGAUAUUGACGAGCCCUUGCUCAGGAAAAACUCAACUAGCGUCGAUCCUUUGGUCUCUGAUUAUAUAAGGCGGCGUGAGGGUCCUCUAAGCGUUCAGAUUCUACAGGGAAGUGUGGCAGAUUCUUCGGAAGAAUUGCGAGACACAGAUGCUGUAAUUGCUUUGGAGCUAAUCGAGCACGUAUACGACGAUGUUUUGUCCAAAAUACCUUCCAAUAUUUUUGGUUUUAUGCAGCCCAAAUUGGUGGUUUUUAGCACACCAAACUCUGAUUAUAAUGUAAUAUUCACGCGGUUCAAUCCCCUAUUGCCAAAUGGAUUUCGCCAUGACGAUCACAAGUUUGAAUGGACCCGGGAGGAGUUCAAGUCCUGGUGCUUGGGUAUUGUUGAGAAAUACCCGAACUACAUGUUUUCCUUAAUGGGAGUGGGUAAUCCUCCCAAGGACCUUGAAUCCGUGGGUCACGUUUCACAGAUAGCCAUAUUCGUCCGCAAGGAUUUUCUGGAUAUGCAGUUGGAGAAUCCUUUGGUUGCCACACCUGAACUGGAUGAUGAAUCCACUCCUUACAAGUUGAUUCAUUCCGUCGACUACCCAUUUUAUGUGGAUACCCGCACCGAGAAGGAAAAACUCUGGACCGAAGUACAAAUUGAACUUCAGCGUUUCAAAAGAAUUGCUAAUUUAUCUGAGAACGAGCUGGAUUCUUACCAGGAUACCUUUAAAGUGCCUAUUGCACACUUAUUGGAUCGCCUGCAUCAUGUCGGUGCUACAAAAGAAGUCCUGCUGGAAUUACUGCAGGAGAAUAACUUAAAAAUAGAUGAAGAAUGUGUUAUAAUUGAAGAUUCCGAUAAGGAAUCAGAGGACUCUGAGCCAUAUGAGUUGUCUGAACGUCUUUCCCAAGACGUAGUAUUGACUGACCAGGAACAAGAGGAGUGCUGGGACUUGAACCCGGAAUCGUAACUUAAGAUUUAGGAUCCAGAAUUAUCUUUAAUUGUACUGCAUGUACUAUUUGACAUUAUCAUUCUGUGAAUAUAACUUUCAGGUUUCUGAUAAAAAAUUAAGUCACAGUAAACCAAAAGUUCUGUUUGUAAUUUGUAUUUCUCUAUCUAUAGGCUCAGCUUUUAUUAAGCUAAACUAAGCUUAAUUUAUAAGAAUCGUAGUUGUAUGCCUAUUUCUGAAUGAAUACCUAAUUGGGUAAUAUUCCAAGGAUCUCGCUUAUAUUUAGCAAGA
Molecule: messenger RNA, 1453 nt
Organism: Drosophila subpulchrella
Lineage: Eukaryota; Metazoa; Arthropoda; Insecta; Diptera; Drosophilidae
Gene: Hen1
Product: small RNA 2'-O-methyltransferase
Exons: 3
Coding region: 2-1183 (393 amino acids)
Biological process (GO): RNA methylation; piRNA processing; siRNA processing
Cellular component (GO): cytoplasm; nucleus
Molecular function (GO): O-methyltransferase activity; RNA methyltransferase activity
Source: RefSeq, a predicted model, not a curated record